ACUUGCGUGUCUUCUCCGGCAAAAUAAUUCUUUCCUACAACCACCUGUCCAUUCGUUACUAUCACGAUUUCGAACCCGUUCCCCCUGCACACGGCGGGCUUUUACACAUUAACUCGACUAUAACGCACAUCUCGGACUACUGCAUAAACGGACCCUUUCUAUUCGUCGCCGAACCUCGCUCUACGCUCCACGCUCCCUUCGACCUGACUUGCUUUCAACACGUCUAUACCAGCAGCGACCACUAUCAAACACUCGCUUUGACCAACGACAAUCCAUCACCUCUUCCCUGGCGGGAUUAUCGCGGUGGCCGUCAAGUAGGUUAACGGGCCUUUGCGCCCGCGCGUAACCAUAACCACGACCCGACCAUGAUUUCUCCGACCCUUCCGGAGGCCGAGGGGCCUGGGGCAAAACAAGAGACCCAGAAGCCCAAACGGACAGCCACCAUGGGCAGCAAUCUCAUGAAAAUGCCCAUCCUUCAGCGUGCUCGUAAGACGUUCAACGUUAACGAGAAGCUGCACCCGAGCGAUCCGGACCACCCCGACCACCACGGUGCCGGUAGAAAGCUCUUCGUCAACUUGCCUCUCCCACCAGAUCUCCUCGAUGAGAAUGGUAGUCCAAGUCAACAGUUCGCCCGGAACAAGAUCAGGACCGCCAAAUACACCCCAUUAUCCUUUAUACCAAAGAAUCUGUGGUUCCAGUUCCAUAACAUCGCCAAUAUUUUCUUCCUCUUCGUCGUCAUCCUGGUUUUUUUCCCCAUCUUUGGAGGCUACAAUCCAGGCCUGAGCUCGGUGCCCCUGAUCGCUAUUCUCACCAUCACCGCCAUCAAAGACGCCAUCGAGGACUACAGAAGAACCGUCCUCGACAACGAGCUGAACAACGCCCCGGUCCACCGGCUUGGUGGUUUGGAGAAUGUCAACGUUCAUGAGGACAAUGUGUCCCUGUGGAGGAAGAUCAAGAAGGCCAAUACAAGGUUUUUCGGUACCAUCUGGCACUGGAUGCAGACGCUGUGGUCCAAGAAGGCGAGGGAGGAGAGGGCCAAGCGUCGUGUCGCACUCGAGGCAAGCGCCCCUCGGCCUUCCAUCGAUACGCUCGCCACUCAGCGUCAAUCCUUCGCUUCCAUACGGGAAGGCAUCCAGCUGACCCCAGUCCCAUCCCCGAUGCCUCGCCAAAAGUUGGAAUUCCCGGACGCGGCUGAUCGGGAAAGAGCGGAUCGGCUAAAACACCAAAACGGCAACCUUAUCAAUCCCGAGCUACCCGCCAGGGGCGACGCCCGCUUCCACAAGGACGCUUGGAAAGACCUCCGAGUAGGCGACUUCGUCCGCAUAUACAACGACGACGAGAUUCCGGCAGAUAUUGUUGUCCUUUCCACAUCGGACGCCGAGGGCGUCUGCUACGUGGAGACGAAGAACCUUGAUGGCGAGACUAAUCUCAAGGUCCGCACCUCUCUCCGAUGCGGCCGAUCGAUGAAACACGCCCGGGAUUGCGAGCGAGCCCAGUUUUGGAUCGACAGCGAAGCUCCCCAGCCGAAUCUCUACAAAUACAAUGGAGCUAUUAAGUGGCAGCAGAAGUUUGGUGGGCCGGAUUCCGAACCUCAAGACAUGGUUGAGCCGUUGACUAUCGACAACAUGCUGCUUCGUGGGUGCAACCUCCGCAACACCGAGUGGGCUCUCGGCGUCGUCGUUUUCACUGGCCACGACACAAAGAUCAUGAUCAACUCUGGAGUCACACCUAGCAAACGGGCGCGUAUUGCCCGCCAGCUGAACUUCAACGUCAUUUGCAAUUUCGGUAUUCUGAUUGGCAUGUGUCUCGUCUCGGCCGUUGUCAACGGCACUUCGUGGGCGGGGACGGACAGGUCGCUGCAUUAUUUCAACUUCGGAUCUAUCGGCGGAAGUCCUGCCAUGACCGGAUUCAUCACCUUCUGGGCCGCCAUCAUCUUCUUCCAGAAUUUGGUUCCCAUCUCGCUCUACAUCACUCUGGAGAUUGUUCGGCUGCUGCAGGCCAUCUUCAUUUAUAGCGACGUCCAGAUGUACUACGAGCCGAUCGACCAACCGUGUAUUCCCAAGACGUGGAAUAUCUCGGACGAUCUGGGACAGAUCGAGUACAUCUUCUCGGACAAGACGGGCACUCUAACGCAGAACGUGAUGGAGUUCAAGAAGGCCACCAUCAACGGGCAGCCUUACGGUGAAGCUUAUACAGAAGCACAGGCCGGGAUGCAGAAGCGGAUGGGCAUCGACGUCGAGAAAGAGUCUGCGAGGGCGAAGGCGGAAAUUUCCGCAGGCAAGGUUCGCGCAAUUGAGGGCCUUCGGAGGAUGCAUGAAAACCCUUACCUACACGACGACGAUGUGACAUUCGUCGCGCCGGAUUUCGUGGCGGAUUUGGCAGGGGAAUCCGGGCAAGAACAGCAAGCCGCCAACGAGAACUUCAUGCUGGCCCUGGCGCUCUGCCACAGUGUCAUCGCAGAGCGACACGCUGGCGACCCUCCCAGGAUGGGCUUCAGGGCCCAGUCGCCAGACGAGGCCGCUCUCGUCUCGACGGCCCGUGACAUGGGCUUCACCGUCCUCCACGGCAACAGCGACGGGAUCACGCUGAAUGUGAUGGGCCAGGAACGCCACUACCCAAUCUUGACAAUGAUCGAAUUUACCUCGACCAGGAAGCGGAUGAGCGUGGUCCUCCGCAUGCCGGACAACCGCCUCCUGCUCAUCUGCAAGGGCGCCGACAGCAUCAUCUAUUCUCGUCUGAAGCGAGGCGAGCAGGCGGAACUGAGGGGAGCUACGGCGGAGCAUCUGGAGAUGUUCGCGCGGGAAGGGCUGAGAACACUUUGCAUCGCCCAGCGAGAACUUUCAGAGGAAUUCUACGUGGCGUGGCGUCAGGAAUACGACGCCGCAGCGGCGGCCUUGGAAGACCGGGAGGAAAAGAUGGAAUCCGUGGCUUCCCGCAUUGAGCAGGAGUUGACGCUUCUCGGCGGCACGGCCAUCGAAGAUAGGCUGCAAGAUGGUGUCCCCGACACGAUCGCGCUCCUCGGUGAAGCCGGCAUCAAGCUCUGGGUUUUGACGGGCGACAAGGUGGAGACGGCGAUCAACAUUGGCUUCUCGUGCAACUUGCUCAGCAACGAUAUGGAACUCAUCCAUCUCAAGGUCGAAGAAGACGAAUCAGGCGAGACCACUGACGAGGCGAUUCUGGGCCAACUCCGCGAAGAACUGGACGCCAAUUUGAAGACGUUUAACCUGACCGGGGACGAUGACGACUUGGCCAAGGCGAAGCACAACCACGAGCCUCCGCCGCCGACCCACGGCCUUGUGAUCGACGGCUAUACGCUCAAAUGGGCUCUGCACGACUCGCUGAAGCAGAAGUUCCUGCUGCUGUGCAAGCAGUGCAAGUCGGUCCUCUGCUGCCGUGUCAGCCCUGCGCAGAAGGCGGCCGUGGUGUCCAUGGUCAAGAACGGACUCGAUGUCAUGACGCUGUCCAUUGGCGAUGGUGCGAACGACGUUGCCAUGAUCCAGGAGGCCGACGUUGGCGUGGGCAUCGCGGGCUUGGAGGGUCGCCAGGCGGUCAUGUCUUCGGACUACGCCAUCGGGCAGUUUCGGUUUCUCCAGAGGUUGGUGUUGGUGCACGGUCGAUGGUCAUACCGCAGAAUGGCCGAGUCCAUCGCCAACUUCUUUUACAAGAGUAUCAUCUGGGUUUUCAGUAUUUUCUGGUACCAGAUUUACUGCGACUUCGACAUCACUUACAUUUUCGAUUACACGUACAUUCUCUUCUUCACGCUUUUCUACACGUCGGUGCCCGUGGCUAUCAUGGGCGUUCUGGACCAGGAUGUGUCCGAUAAAGUGUCCCUCGCCGUUCCGCAGCUGUAUCGCCGGGGCAUUGAGCGGCUCGAGUGGACUCAGUUGAAGUUCUGGCUAUACAUGCUUGACGGAGUUUACCAAUCCGUCAUCGUCUUCUAUGUUCCGUAUCUUACGGUCGUUCGCACCAGCUUCGUCACGUUCAAUGGGCUGAACAUUGAGGACCGAACAAGGCUGGGGGCUUAUAUCGCUCAUCCGGCUGUUGUCACCAUCAACUUGUACAUUCUGAUCAACACGUACCGAUGGGACUGGGUCAUUCUCCUCUCGGUGAUCAUCAGCGACCUGACGAUCUUUCUCUCUACGGGCGCUUACACGGCGGAUCCGUAUGCGGGAGCGUUCUAUAACGCAGCGCCGCAGGUGUACAGCCAAGCGUCAUUCUGGGCGGUUUUCUUCAUCGUGCCCGUGGUCAGCUUAUUCCCCCGGUUCGCGAUCAAGGCGUUGCAAAAGGUGUACUUCCCUUACGACGUUGAUAUUAUCCGCGAGCAAGAGAGGCAAGGCAAGUUCGCGCAUCUCACGCAGGAGCCUCUUGACGGGCAGAAGACGGUGGCGGCGCGACGGGAUAGCAACUCGGCGUCCAACUCAUCCGACAACAGCGCGCGGAAACCCAAGCACAUGCACUACGGCAGCAUAGACGAGGACGCCAGGCCGAUUUACCCGCCCUCUGUGGCGACGCGGACGACGCACAACGCGCGUAGCCAAAACGGCAGUGACGGGACAAACUAUACGGGACAUCGCAUGUCGAUGGAAAUCUCAGGGGCCGCGGCACGGCCGUCGUUUGACCGAGCGAGGCCGUCUUUUGAUCGGCUGCGGGCGUCGAUGGACCGGGUGCGACCGAGUUUCGAGGCGAGCAGCGAUUUCACGUCGGCAGCCCGGUUGUCCCGGAUCGAGUCCAGUCAAUGCCAGCAUGGACAGUCAGCUGGCGUUGGCCACAAGUUCCACAGACGAUUCCGGGGCUUCUCACUCACCAAGCCGGCCCAUCAAAAUGAUUAGAUGGGAGUAGUGCAGGACAGGACUUGAUACCCUACGGUUGUUUCAGUUGUUUUCCCUUGCUCCCAAUUACCUAUUACCUUGUGUUCUCCGGUAUAUAUAUAUAUAUAUACAUACAUACAUCCAUGCAUUCAUUCAUAUCGAACGCUCCCUACCUCUUCGCCCCUGUUUCGGCACCACCCCGAUUGGAGCGACCUCCUCGACAGC
Messenger RNA from Sodiomyces alkalinus F11, 5033 nucleotides. RefSeq names its product phospholipid-transporting ATPase. The transcript is spliced from 3 exons. Lineage: Eukaryota; Fungi; Ascomycota; Sordariomycetes; Glomerellales; Plectosphaerellaceae. The coding region runs from base 366 to 4829 and encodes 1487 amino acids. Gene Ontology annotation, biological process: phospholipid translocation. Gene Ontology annotation, molecular function: magnesium ion binding; ATP binding; ATPase-coupled intramembrane lipid carrier activity. Gene Ontology annotation, cellular component: plasma membrane. The record is from RefSeq and is a predicted model, not a curated record.